AUGAGCCAUCGCUCCACUCCCAUCACAUCCAAUUUCAACCAACCUCUUCGCGCGUUGUCAGAGCGAUUCCCCGAAGAGCACCAGGAACUCGCGACAAUGCUUAUCCCCAAGGAAGACCGCAAGAAGAUCCACGAGUACCUCUUCCGUGAGGGUGUGCUCGUGGCUAAGAAGGACUUCAACCUUCCCAAGCACGGCGAAAUUGACACCAAGAACCUCUACGUGAUCAAGGCCUGCCAGUCCCUCAACUCCCGCGGCUACAUCAAGACCCAGUUCUCGUGGCAGUACUACUACUACACCCUCACCCCCGAGGGUCUUGACUACCUCCGUGAAUGGCUCCACCUCCCCGCUGAGGUUGUCCCUGCCACCCACAUCAAGCAGCAGCGUUCCCACGCUCCCCCCCGUGGCAUGCUCGGCGGUGAGGAGCGCGAGCGUCGUCCCCGUCCUCCUCGUGAGGGUGGCUACAGACGCCGUGAGGAAGGCAAGGAGGGCGGUGCCCCCGGCGAGUUCGCUCCUAACUUCCGUGGUGGCUUCGGCCGUGGCCGUGGUGCCCCUCCUUCGUAA
Messenger RNA from Aspergillus versicolor CBS 583.65, 561 nucleotides. Its product is annotated as 40S ribosomal protein eS10. Lineage: Eukaryota; Fungi; Ascomycota; Eurotiomycetes; Eurotiales; Aspergillaceae. Gene Ontology annotation, molecular function: RNA binding; structural constituent of ribosome. The coding region runs from base 1 to 561 and encodes 186 amino acids. Gene Ontology annotation, cellular component: cytosolic small ribosomal subunit. The record is from RefSeq and is a predicted model, not a curated record. The transcript is spliced from 5 exons.